CCAAUCAGUGUCAGCGGAGGAACUUCAGAGUGGAGCUGCAGGGUUUGGAUUUCAGAGUUGGGAGAGCGAUUUUGGCACUGGCGCAAAGAGGACGGUCAUCUAUCCCCCUAAAACGCUCUCCUUGCUUUUUUUACAUGUCUGUCCGUGUUAUACCGUCUUCCGAGAAACAAUAAGACGCGUUAGAGGCUGCGGGAUGUACACGGCCGGGCUCAACCCGUUUUACGCAUCGAAUUUUAGCCUCUGGUCCGCGUACUGCGCAGGGGGCUUCGCUGUGGAUACCAUGAAGAAACCCUCCUUUUGCAUCGCAGACAUUUUGCAGGCUGGAGACGCGGAGAACAUCCCGGGAUCGUCGGCCCUCAUGGUGCAUAUGGGACACCACCACCACCACCACCACAACAAUCACCGUGCGCAACAGGGGCACUCCGGCAGCUCGCCGUUGCGCCCUUCUCCUGUUGCGCCGGAGCCUUCGGUAUACGGUGCCAGGGUGAGUCCGGCGUCCCCUUACCACAGACACGGACUACAGCUCACAUCAGUCUCCAGGACUGCAUUAAAUUCCCAACAAGGUCCCCCGCCUUCAAGCAAAGACCUCAAAUUCGGAAUUGAUCGGAUAUUGUCGACAGACUUUGAUCCAAAGGGCAGAGAAAAGUCGUCGUUAAGAGAUCUCACAUCCAUCGUUAGCUCGAACCGUCAGUCAGGGAUCCACAUCCCCGUUCAGCCUCCGGCCAGCCAGUACUUCUCCUCCAUAGACCCCGGGAUGAGCGACGCGUCCUCCAUGAUGAGUUCACUAGGCAGCAGCAGCAGCAGGCAAUCAGGCCAGCAUCAGUUUCAGGACACCUUCCCAGGUCCAUACGCCGUCCUCACAAAAGACACCAUGCCACAGACGUAUAAGAGGAAAAGGUCGUGGUCGAGGGCGGUGUUCUCAAACCUGCAGAGAAAAGGACUCGAGAAGAGAUUCGAGAUACAAAAAUAUGUCACCAAGCCAGACAGAAAGCAGCUGGCUGCGAUGCUGGGGCUGACAGACGCUCAGGUCAAAGUGUGGUUUCAGAACAGACGCAUGAAGUGGAGACACUCCAAAGAGGCCCAGGCUCAGAAGACAAGAGAAGAGCAGCCGGAGAAGAGUGUGUCCGAGUCCGGCAGCGGGGAGCCGAAGGAGCCGGCGGAGUCCGAGUGUGAGAGCGACGCAGGAGCGAGGUGUGACUCCGACGAGGCUCCGGAGGAAAACUCUGACGGACAAUUGGACGUUUCUGAGCUCAACAAAACCAGCGUGAUCAUGAGCGGGAGCGGGCCGGCGAGCGGCGCAGAGGCGGCGGCCACAGGCACGGACACGCCGGCCUCUCAGAUACUGAUAUGAAGGCAGCGUGAAGAGUUGUUUUAUGAACUGCAACGACGAGUUUCUAUUUAUAUUAUUAUUAUUAUUAUUAUUAUUAUUAUUAUUAUUAUAUUAUUAUUAUUUAUUUGACAGAAGAACGACAGUGAUGUUCAAACACAUCUGGAGCGUUUAUGUAGUAACAUGUGGCCCCCCUGAAGUCCUUCUGGGAACAAGUGGAGCAGCAUUAUGUCCGGACACACGCAUCAUAAGUAGAUUUAUUUCCUCCCUUUAUAAUAAUAAUAAUAAAAAAGCUAUUUUUAAAUUUCAAAAUAAGACUUCCGGCCACCUCCAAGUGUCUCUUACUGUCGUUUUCCUCUCAAGAGCUUUCGUGUGCAUCAUGUUUUCCUCAUCUGCAGGAAAUAUGCGGUUGUGAAUUUAAAUUUUUAGGUUAUGAACCACUCGUUUCACGUGUUCAUGUAUUUUCUUUUUUUUUGUUUGUUUGUUUUUGUCUGGAUAUAUAGAUGUCCUAUUUUGUUAAUAAUAAUUUGCACUGAAAAUAUUGUAAAUAAAA
Messenger RNA from Larimichthys crocea (large yellow croaker), 1880 nucleotides. It is a transcript of the gene hlx1, whose product is annotated as H2.0-like homeo box 1 (Drosophila). Gene Ontology annotation, biological process: regulation of DNA-templated transcription. Lineage: Eukaryota; Metazoa; Chordata; Actinopteri; Sciaenidae. Gene Ontology annotation, molecular function: sequence-specific DNA binding; DNA-binding transcription factor activity, RNA polymerase II-specific. The record is from RefSeq and is a predicted model, not a curated record.